AUGCAGUUCCAUCUCCUGAAUUCGACAUCGAGCAAACCCCUCAUAGCGACAUUAGGAAGGCACAGCCUUGACUUGUGUAUGCUUGUCGCUAAUGAACUACGCAAGACGUACUUUGGAGCAUCGCUUUUACAUCAGCUAUUCUCCCAGGCACAGACUCAGAUAAGAAAUCGGCGGGCCCGGCAAGAGACAACCAAUAUAACGAACUGCGAAACGCAGACGACAUGCUUAUCGCAUGGUCCGAUGGAAGGAAGCCAGGACUUCACGGAUACAGACAUCAUAAGAAAUCUUGGCUUUGCCUUUAUAGGGUUCGAAGAUGACCUUAAUGGAGAUGAUUUUACCAUGUUUAAUUUCCCGAUCGAUUCGUCAGAGGGGACUCCUUCGAGUCAGCGCAUUAGAUGGUAUCCAGAACUACCUAUCGAAAACUGA
Molecule: messenger RNA, 426 nt
Organism: Clonostachys rhizophaga
Lineage: Eukaryota; Fungi; Ascomycota; Sordariomycetes; Hypocreales; Bionectriaceae
Source: the annotation of a GenBank genome assembly